AGUAGUCAGGCUGAAAGUCAAGUCAAACUUACAUUUGUAUUAUAUUUUAGUGUCUUUACUAAACUCAUAAGCAUAACAUUCAGAUUUCAUUAUGGACAUCUUCGGAACACCCACCGAAAUCAAGAUUAGUGUUAUGAAGGCGAUCGCUGAACUACAGAACCCAGCUUCUGAUAUUUUUGUGUACGAUAAGAAGAUCUGCGAUCAUGUGGAGUACGACGAAACUGAUAAAAAGUUACUUGUUAAGCAGACUCUAUUUGAUUUAACUUUUUUGGGAGUAUUAGCGCGAACUGGAUCGUCGUUUGCCUUGCGUCAAAAUUUAAUCGUACAAGUUCCAUCGGAGAAUCUUAAACGUGCCUUUGAACUGAAACAAAAGAAAAAAGUUUUGGGAAAUGUGAACUCAAAGGUUAAAUACACAAAUCACAAAAAGAAACAAAAUUUUGAAGAUAAAGAGAAAAUAGAAACAGAAAUAGAUUCGCUAUUUGCCUUCUAUUUUGAAGAAUUUAAGAACAUCAAAACUAUAAAUAAUCCAGAGAGCUCUAAAGCAAGAACUCCUUCGAGACUUGGGUCGACAGGACUGGACGAUGAUAACAUUAUUUUACAUGUCAGUGCACCUAUCAAUGAUCAGACCUCUAAACCAAUGGAGAAUGUGGUAGAAAAUGUGCAAUCAAAGCGUAAAAUUACAAUGGCUAAAGAGAUAGGUAAUUUUAAAGCCAUGAAAAAAAGUUAUUCCUGUCCAGAACUCAAUUUUUUGUUUGCUUUGAAAAAUAUAGGAGAUAAUCCAAAUGUGUAUGUAUCAAAACGUGGAUCGAUACUCGCUCCAUCGGGACCGAUUGCAAUACCAUCGAUCGACCGUCGAAACCAAAAUAAGAAUCUUAAACGUCGCCUUGAACUGAAUCAAUAUUAUGCAGCUAAAAAGAAAAGAUAUGCCGAAAUUCCUGAAAACCCUGAAAUAAAUACAGGACCGGAGGAUACAACCAAAAUGUUGCCACCUAAUGCUCUUCUUGAGGAGCAAGUUUUGGGAAAUGUGAAAUCAAAGGUCAAAUACACAAAUCACAAAAAGAAACGAAAUUUUGAAGAUAAAAAGAAAACAUAUUCCCCCGAAAAAAUAGAUUCGCUUUUUGCCUACUAUUUUGAAAAAUAUAAGAACAUCAAAACUAUAAAUAAUCCAGAGAACUCUGAAGAAAGAACUCUUGAGUCGACAGGACUGGACGAUGAUAACAUUAUUUUACAUGUCAGUGCACCUAUCAAUGAUCAGACCUCUAAACCAAUGGAGAAUGUGGUAAAAAAUGUGCAAUCAAAGCGUAAAAUUAGAAUGGCUAAAGAGAUAGGUAAUUUUAAAGCCAUGAAAAAAAGUUAUUCCUGUCCAGAACUCAAUUUUUUGUAUAUAUAGGAGGUAAUCCAAACGUGUAUGUAUCAAAAGGUGGAUCGAUAUUAGGAUCACUUGGACUGAAAAAAGCAAACAAUAUUAUGUCAAUAAAUGCCCUUAAGGAUCAAGAGUACUCCAGUCGUUGGAAAUUUACAGAUCCAUUAGUUAUUUAAUAAAUUUUCUUUAUUGUUUACAGUUUUUAUUUGGUUCAAUGCUUGUUAAUAAAUUUUAAUUUAAGUGAA
This is a messenger RNA of Drosophila sulfurigaster albostrigata, 1608 nucleotides long. RefSeq lists its product as uncharacterized. The transcript has 3 exons. NCBI's taxonomy places the organism in Eukaryota, Metazoa, Arthropoda, Insecta, Diptera, Drosophilidae. The coding region runs from base 92 to 1390 and encodes 432 amino acids. The record is from RefSeq and is a predicted model, not a curated record.